This is a messenger RNA of Guillardia theta CCMP2712, 2733 nucleotides long. RefSeq lists its product as hypothetical. Lineage: Eukaryota; Cryptophyceae; Pyrenomonadales; Geminigeraceae. The coding region runs from base 1 to 2733 and encodes 910 amino acids. The transcript is spliced from 4 exons. The record is from RefSeq and is a predicted model, not a curated record.
AUGGAACCUUUACGAGAUAGGAGGGAGCUAGCCUCCGCCUCUCGCGAUUCUCUUCCAGAUUCUCCUCAAGACUUCCCCAGAAUCAGCGACAUCACCCCCGAGCUUGCAGAGAUGAAUGUCGACCCUCAAAGUUUGCAACGGGGGCCAUCGGAGGAAGGAUGGGGAACAAACUGUGCGCAGGGAGCUGGGAGCGAAGGCGAACUUGACAUGGUGUUGACUCCAACAUCUCUCGUGGUCAGCUGUGAGGUGCAUCGUUCUUCUUACUUUGAAGACAUCAUCAAGAACUUGCAACAUGAGAAGCUCAGCUGGAUGCGACGGGCCACCGUGCUGGCUUCAGAGCUGGAGAGGUACAGGGGGGAGAAUCGACGGCUGGAGAAAGAGAAGAAUGAGCUCAAGAUGAAGCUGGACAAGACGUUGAGGCACGUAAAGGAUUAUGAGUUCAAGUACAAGGAGUACCUGAAGCGGAAGAAGAAAGAGAUGAAGGAUAUGAAGAAAGAAUUGAAGCAAUCACAACAGUUGCAACACGACGCUCAAUCUUUGUUGAGAAUGCAAUUCGAUGAGAACCGACACAUACUAGAGAAAUACCACAACAUGCAGGUAAAUUUGAGAUGCAAGUCAAGAUCGAAGAUUGAUAUGCUGAUAAAGCUGCAAGGAUACAAGGAAGGCUGCAGGAUGGGGAAAUUGGAGCCUGAUUUUCAAUCACUGUUGAAGGAGUUUGAGGACUCGUGCAAACUGCAAAAGACAAUGCAGGAAGCGAUUAUUGUGUCUGACGCUGUGGAUACUUUGGAAAUCACUGAGCGGAAAUUAUCUGAGCAGUUGAAGCUGGUAAGCGUGGUUGAUGAGAAGUUGCGAGCCAUCGAAGGGCAGGGGAUGCGGUUGGGUCUUGUGAUGACGCAAUUGCAACAAGAAAUAGUUAGGAGCGACCUUGAGAAGCGAAUCAAGAGCGAUCGCAUCGAGAUGGAAUAUAAGAAGCAAAUUAAUGGCCUCCUGGCACAAUACUCUAUCAUGAAGGCUGAGAACGAGUUUCUCCAGAUGAAGUUCGCCAAGGCAAAACUGUUCGACGACCAUGUCAAAGCUACAACAAACAAACCAAAACUAACUGAUACGCCCAGCAAUGCAGACAAUCAACCACCCGAACACAAGCAGAAAACAGAGGCCGUGAUGGUGAUAACGGAAAGAAGAGCACUAGCGGCGGAGCUUGCAGAGGCGAGGAGGGAGGCGGAGCGGGCAGGGGCACUAGCGGCGGAGCUUGAGGAGGCGAGGGGGGAGGCGGAGCGGGCAGGGGCACUAGCGGCGGAGCUUGCAGAGGCGAGGAGGGAGGCGGAGCGGGCAGGGGCACUAGCGGCGGAGCUUGAGGAGGCGAGGGGGGAGGCGGAGCGGGCAGGGGCACUAGCGGCGGAGCUUGAGGAGGCGAGGGGGGAGGCGGAGCGGGCAGGGGCACUAGCGGCGGAGCUUGCAGAGGCGAGGAGGGAGAUGGAGUUGGUACAUCAGGAGGUCUCCGACAAGACUUUGACUUCUAUUGGGUCGGUCAGCAUGGUUGAUUCAGAGUUUGUUGGCUUCAUUGUAGGGCACCUUGUCAAGGAACUUUCAGAGUGUUCCGCGCAGCUCUCAUACUCUCUCUUUGCGCUGGAGCAAGGGCUGAUGGACUUGACGGGCAAGCAGACGGCCGGUGUGUCGGUGCUAGAGUUUGAGGAACAGGUUGGAGGAGAAGCUCUACAGAAACGUGUGGACGUGCUGCAGCACGAGCUCGAGAGCGAACGGUCGGCUUUCAGGAAGCAGAUGCAGGACCUUGCGGUCCUGGUCGAGAGCUCAGCCAAGGAAGUCGACCUCAUGUUUGUCAACCUCACGCGCAAAGAACAGGAAGUCGCAGACAUGCAGCUAGAGCUGAGCAGGACGCAGAGGGAGCUGACUCGUGCUGAGGACAUCAUGACGCAAGUCCAGCUCCUGUCCUCCUCCCUCUCGCGUGCUCUGAGUUUGAUCAACAUUGAGAUGUCAAGUUUGAUUCCCCUUGCUGAUGUCGGCCAGGAGCAGGCAGUCUCCGAUCCUCUCCUGCAGAAGCUCAAGUCCAAAGUCAAGCAUCUCGAGUGGGAGCUGGCGCGCAGCGAGAAGGAGAGGUUGACGUCCAUGGCUGAGGUGGACGCUGUGAUGGAGGCGGAGACCCGGGCGAGGGAGGAGGCGAAGCAGCUGCAGCAGAAGAUCGGCGAGCUGGAGGAGCAGGUGAAGCAGCUCACGAUCGAGGAUCACAGUCGAGCACACAAGUCGGAGGAUGCGAGUGCGAAGAAGGUCAAGGCAAGUGUGAGGGAGACGACCCUGUCCAGCUGGAAGCGAGCUCCAGUCUCAGCAGCCUCGUCCUCCAAGGUCUUGCGACCGAUCUCCUCAAACAAGAUGCCGCAGCCGCAUGCUCUGAGCAAACCAACCACAACCACAACCACGAGCACGAGCACGAGCACGAGCAGCGCGAGAGGAAUGAAGGCGUGUGUGGGGGCGGUCGGGAAGGAGGACCUCAUGAAGGUCUGCCGGGCCCUCGCCUCCCUCGUCUCUAGUCGAGUCUCGUCAUCCGAGGGCUCAGGCGGCGAUCUGAUUGACAUGUGUCUACGUACCAUAGAGCGCGCCAAGAGCGACAUGGAGGAGAAGAGCAGGAGCCUCAAGGAAGCUGAAGUGAAGGUCAAGAUGCUGGAGCGAGAAUGGGCCUCUCUCAACAGAAACCAGGGCGUCUUCUCCCCGGUUCAGUGA